Molecule: messenger RNA, 1368 nt
Organism: Linnemannia hyalina
Lineage: Eukaryota; Fungi; Mortierellomycota; Mortierellomycetes; Mortierellales; Mortierellaceae
Source: the annotation of a GenBank genome assembly
AUGGUCUUUUCCAGACGGGCGGUCCUCUUAGCGGUAGCAGCCCUCCUGCAGACAGCAACCGUCCAAGCACAGCAAGCUUUCCAGCCUCCAGGAAACUCAGAAAUGGCUUACGCUAGUAUCCCAGACACGACUCUCUAUAUCCAAGGAGGAUUCGACUCCAAUUACACAAACAGCUUUUACUCCCUCGAUCUCACCCAGAACAGCUGGCUCGUCUCCAGCCCGCCCUGGACAAAUCGCACCGCACCGACCAUCAUCCUCACACCAACGUCGCGUGCUAGCAUCUCCAACGGGAUGACAGUUACUAGAGAUCAGAAGCGGUUGGUGAUCUGGGCAGAGCCUGGAGUCUUUUGGAUGGACAUUGCCACAGGACUCUGGCAGAGUGAGGUUGCGGGCAAUGUUACUACGGCUGCGACUAUGCGGUACAACUACCGCCGUGCUGCGACCCAUGGUGAUACAGGGCUCAUUUACAUCCCCGGAGGUGCGGACCAAGGGACGAAGAUGGUGGUAUUGGACCCAGAGACGUUUGCGGUAACCACGGUCGAUAUGCCAUCGGUGCUGCUUCCUGGAAUCAUCGGCCUCUAUGGGUGGGUGUGGAGUGAUCUCCGGAAGAGUUUUCUGAUGACGGGCGGGGAGCUCCUAUUGGAUACUGAUCUGUCCCAAAACCAGAACAUCGCCACGUCUUUGGAGUACUUUCCUGGCAACAAUACCUGGACUCGCUUUACAACAAACGGUGCAGAUCUGCCUCUCAUUUCUCGCCACUGCAUGGUGCAAGGUUAUGGAGGAAGGAAGAUUGUGGUGUACGGUGGUCAUGAAUGGAAUCAAGGAGUUGAAACGCUCCGAGGAACGAUCUUCGUCCUGGAUGUCCCAACAAUGACCUGGGUCCAAGGAGACUCUGUCGCUCCAACCUAUGUCUCGUCCGACAGCGCCUGCACCUUGACCGGAACCAACUUUAUCUCAUGGGGAGGAUCGCAGGCGCAGUUGAACAAGGCGACCCUGGCAACACCCGUUAUUUUUGACGUCGAAAGCAAGAAAUGGAUAGCACAGUUCCAGAAUGCUGCUAGUGCUCCUGGUGUUGAUGGUGGUACCAGUAAAGGUGCUGGUGGUGUUGCAAGUGUAGUCUCUCCGCAAACACCUAGCACAUACAACAUCAAUACCCAACAGGACUACUUCAAAACGGGACCAGAAUCAGGAAGAGCACCAUAUAGUCAUUACCAAAACGGACAUGUCAGCUCCUUAAACGUCCGCGACCCCCCAACAGUCCAAACUAUCCCUUUUCGGAACCCGCAACAGAUUGUUAACGUCUAUUCGGAGUUCCCGAACGAUAAUGUCCAGCGCCACCCUCAGGCCACUUCAGAUACCCUUUACUAG